Messenger RNA from Botrytis cinerea B05.10, 2700 nucleotides. It is a transcript of the gene Bcmfs1, whose product is annotated as Bcmfs1. Gene Ontology annotation, biological process: transmembrane transport. The transcript is spliced from 5 exons. Bases 515 to 2383 code for a protein of 622 amino acids. Lineage: Eukaryota; Fungi; Ascomycota; Leotiomycetes; Helotiales; Sclerotiniaceae. The record is from RefSeq and is a predicted model, not a curated record. Gene Ontology annotation, molecular function: transmembrane transporter activity.
GGUCCGAUCGAAUGGCCAGACUGUGUGUGUGCAUUCCUUACAGUGCAGCAGUGGUCGAGAAUAGCCUGAGAUUCAUUCGAAACAUGUAUAUCAUUGGCUGUUUAUAACCGACCCUGUCAACUCUUAACCCAAACGACUUCUUUUCUCCGGGAAGUUAAUGAGCCGAUGAGGAAUCCUGGACAGGAAUUGGAUCCAUUGACAUGGGGAGUGUAGGUUAUCAAAUUAAGCGGAAGAUAUAUAUUUCCCUUACACUUUGGUGAAUCUUCUCGCCGUAUUCUCAUAUCUCGUUCCUAAGAUUCGAUACUUGAUAAACUGUCACCAGCCCUCCGCUUCAUCACGAUCAUUUUUACAUCGCGUUCGUACCUUUUCUAGAAGCUUUUGGAAACCAACCUAAUAUCAAAUGUCAAAUCAAGCAUCUUGACAAGAUCCAUAACAAAAUCGACUGUCGAAUAGAAUUCCAAGCAACAAGCGAUUUCUGGGGUAAACACGAGGUUUAGGGUCCACAUCCCCAAUCAUGCCGGACAAGCAGACGGAACAACCCGCUCAACCCGCUGGCGCAACACUGGAAACUACCAACCAUUUCAAUGAACAUGGCGAGCAUAAAGCAACAUCACCUUUACCUGAGGUAGCACCUACUAUUGGUGGUGUGGGCGUGGUAUAUGAAGACAGUGAAAAGGCAGACGCAGCUGCUACAUCUUUUAAACAACAUCCGCAUGAACCUCUAGACCCAGAGAAAGACUUUCAUGAAAAUGCGCCUGCAGGAAUCGGCGCACCCAUAGAGCACGAUGGGGAGAAAGGAGGAGUUAUAGAAGCAACAGAAGAAUCAAACGGAGAAGAAGAUGACGAGAACCAUUAUAUAUCUGGUGUGCCACUGGCACUCUUGACUUUUGGUCUCUGCAUGGCGACGUUUACUGUGGCGCUGGAUAAUACUAUCAUCGCCACUGCUAUUCCCAAAAUAACCUCAGUUUUCAACUCCCUGGACGAUGUUGGAUGGUAUGGAUCCUCCUACUUACUUACAACAACCGCCCUUCAACCAUCAUUUGGACGUAUAUACACCUACUUUGAUGUUAAAUGGACUUAUCUCUUCGCUCUUGUCCUCUUCGAAAUUGGGUCUAUUAUCUGUGCUGCUGCAAGAAACUCAGUCAUGCUUAUUGUAGGGAGAGCGGUUGCCGGCGCCGGAGCUUCAGCACUAUUUUCUGGCGGCAUGACGAUAGUUGGGUUCUCUGUGCCUUUGAUUAAGAGACCAUUGUAUAUUGCUAUGUUAUCAUCGAUGUUUGGCAUUUCUAGUGUAGUUGGUCCCCUUCUUGGUGGUGCUUUGACUGACAAAGCUUCAUGGCGAUGGUGUUUUUGGAUAAAUCUUCCAUUUGGCGCAAUUGCCAUUGGCGCCGUUGCAUUGUUCUUCAAACCUCCCCCAAGAAAAAUAUCCGGCAUGACCGUUAAGCAAAGAAUUCUGGAAAUCGAUCUUGUUGGUGCUGCUUUCCUCAUGGGGGCAAUCAUCAGUUUAUUGUUGGCUUUACAAUGGGGUGGGUCAAAAUACCCUUGGAGCAAUUCGAAAGUCUGGGGCUGUUUGCUCGGGUUUGGUCUUUUGAUCAUUGUUUUCAUUGUCCAGCAAUUUCGUCGCGGUGAACGAGCUACCAUUCCUCCCAGAAUAUUCAGCCAGCGAACUGUUCUUAGUGCCUGCCUAUUCUCAUGUUUCAUGUCAAUGGGCCUUUACACACAUAUCUAUUACCUUCCCUUCUACUUCCAAGCUGUCAAGGGUACCACUGCAGAAGCUUCCGGUAUUCGUACGAUUCCAUACCUUGGUUCCGUUAUCGUCUCGUCUAUUUUCGCCGGCGCUGGUAUCACUGUCCUUGGCUUCUAUAAACCUUUCAUGAUUUUUGCCGGUGCAGUCUUCACAGUCGGCGCCGGACUCAUAUACACGCUUCAAGUAGGCUCUAGUGUUGGAAAAUGGGUAGGCUACCAAUUGGUCUGCGGAAUCGGUGCAGGUAUGGGAGUACAAAUACCAUUCAUCGCCGUUCAAGUCGUUCUCAACGCAAAAGAUAUGCCUAGUGGAAAUGCCAUCGCCAUUUUCUUCAAUUCCCUCGGCGGAGCCAUCUCUAUUUCUAUUGCGCAGAAUGUUUUCAGUAAUGGACUCGUCAAAUAUGUACCUCAAUACGCUCCUGAAGUUAAUCCCGCCGUCAUCUACGCUGCUGGCGCAACACAUCUUCGCGACGUCAUUAGUCCUGCUGACUUGGUGGGCGUGUUAGUGGCAUAUUGUAAAGCUCUUGAUCAAGCAUUUAUUUUGGCAAUUGCGGUCGGUGCUAUUGCGACGAUCUGUGCAUCUUUUGUUGAAUGGAGGAGUGUAAAAGGCAAGAAAAUUGACCAUGGAGCUGGUGCAGCUUAAUCGCUGGGUGUUGGAGUAAUAAUACUUUUUAAUUAACAGAUAUCGCUAUGGCGUUUCUUCUGGAGAGGGGGAUGCUUCCAAAUCUACAGUACCUUAGGGAUGAAUGGCUGGAAUUUAAGAUGUUGAUCAUCUGGAGAGGAGGUCCUCGCAUAUGAGAAAUGGAUGAAAUGAGAAUCAAAGGGAAAACAAGGAUAUGAAUACACGAAAACUGCAUAUGUUUACACACAAACAUGCGAAGACCUUCACAAGUACUGAUGAUAACCAUUUUUAAAAGUAAGGGAAUAAUAUAUACUUUGUAAAUUCGAAAAGAUGGCACA